Bathycoccus prasinos is the source of this 2643-nucleotide messenger RNA. RefSeq lists its product with no specific name. The coding region runs from base 1 to 2643 and encodes 880 amino acids. The record is from RefSeq and is a predicted model, not a curated record. The transcript has a single exon. NCBI's taxonomy places the organism in Eukaryota, Viridiplantae, Chlorophyta, Mamiellophyceae, Mamiellales, Bathycoccaceae.
AUGGCACAUCUUCGGAAAAGUCUCAAAGGCGCAGGUGGACUUCCCGAGGAGGACGGAGAACACGAACGACGAGGACGAAAAGCAAAUCUGAGGAGAAGUCAUCGCGAUAUCAAAGGUAAAAGCAACAAAAGCACGGGGUCGAAUACUAAAACGAAGAACGAGAUUAUCAAAUCAGUCGCGAUUGGAAUCGUAUGCGCAGCAAUGUUGCAACUCCUGUUCGUGUUUUUCCUUCUGAGCGAAGAUACGGACGAGUGGCGAGCGUCGGAGGCGUUUACCAAAACGAGGAGUUUCGGAGGAAGAAGAGGAGGAAAUGAUGAAGAAAAGAAGUUAACAGAUGUAUUUGAAGACGUUACGCACGACAUCGACGGGUCCGUUCAAUACGAACCUCCAAUGAAACUGAACGCGUUCGGGUACGUGUAUUGGCACCGAGACCCGGGCGAAGGCGUCGUCAAUUGGCACUCGUCGUUGGCGGAAGUCUUACGGUUCGCGCGAGCGCACAGGAGAACGCUCAUUAGUCCGUGCGUGAGGAACGGGCAGUUGAAACCGUGCGUGUACGACACGGACGACGCGUCGAGUUUGAGGACGAGCACGUGCAGGACGAAACGGGUCGGGUGUAAGUAUCCCAGGAAAAGGAGGGAGAAAGAUUUGGAGGUGGAGGAUGAUCUGAGCAGCGACGUGAUGAGACCGAUGACGUUGGCGCAGUAUUACGAUCAAGGACGUUUGAAAAGUUACGUGGACGAUAUGGUGAGCUACGAACAGUUCGCGGAGAGGGUUUUUGAACGCAUUUUAGAGGACGAGAGAGGGAAGGAAGGGGAGAAGUUAACGACGAGAAAAGGAGGAGGAAGAGGAGGAGACAAAAAGAACAAAUCGAAGAAUAAAAAGAAAUAUCGCGCGUACAGAAUGGAUUGCAGUGGCGACCAUUGCGUGUUACCGGAGGAUGAAAUGUGCGUACCACCUACGGAGGAAGAGCUGUACGACGAAAAAGGGGAGAUUAUGAAGAAAUGGCGCGAAGACUUUGAUUUCGAUUGGCUCGAAUACGCCGACGAUUUAGAACAUCCGGUGACUGCCUCUUCUUCCGGUAGUCCGCGAAAAGCUAUGAAAGAGAGUAAAGCGUCGAUUUCCAUGCACGACGAAGACGACGAAGAACUGUAUGCGAACAUCAUCAAGAAGCGCAACAGCAAACCCGACGACGAAGAAACGAAAAAGAGACGAAAAGCGCCUCUCGUUGGACGCGCGGAUCUCGAAGAAUUUGCGCGAAACGGUGGAGUCGUGCCAAAACGGCCAAAAGACGAUAACGAAAGCAGGGAAGAUGCGAGAGAGAAAAAGAAGACGACGAAUCCGUUGCUGACUGUCGGCGACGACGAAGGGACUACCACUGAGACAAAAGACGAGGACCAAACUACUUCGUCGAUGUCGUCGUUAGGUCGCCUCACCUUGGCUACGGAUUCCGAAACCGUCGGUACGGACGUCAUCGUAUGCGACGAUAAAAACCGAUUCGUGACAAAAAUUGCAAUGAUUUCGUAUUUUCACGAUAAAGCAGUCAGUUCGCGUCCGUUGACGGUGACCCGACGAGGUUUGAUUCGCGCGUUAAACUCAACGAGAGUCGCGCCGAGAGAAGGCGCGAAACUCGAAACGCGUAGGAAAGAGUACGCCAAACGUGAAAUGAACUUCAUAAAAAUAGAGCACCCAGACGCGUUUGAGCUGCUGGACGAAAACUUCAUCAAAGGCUACGAGAACUGCGAGAUUCACUUUUGCCACGCGGUUGUCCCAGACGAACCAGACGAAGCGCAAUCGCUGUCCAUGAAGACGUUAAAGAACGCGUUGAAGAUGCGAUACUUGGCGAAAGAAAACGAAAAUCCUCUGAUCAAUUGGAAGAUGAGCGUCAACGCGGCGUGGUACGAUUUUACCAGCGACGAAGCGCGGUUGAUGUACGCGACCGAAAAAUGGUCGCGAUACAUCGAAAAUAUCGCCAUCGAUUUCCUCAGCUCGCGAAACUUGGCGCACCCGUACAAAGCGUUUCACUGGAAAUCCAAAGGCUAUUUGGAUUGGCGAUCGGCAGAUUUGGAACAAGAUGGCGUUUACGAACUCGCGACGCGCGAAUUAGAACAAAAAAGCAUGUGGUGCGCCUCUGAAUUCGUGAAAUCGGUGAGGAUGGAAGGCGUGGACGCUAAAGCGCGCAUCGCCCUCGUUUCUGACAUCCCGGCAAAUACCGACGGCGGCGAGGACGAUAGCCGGCACUUGGUGAAACCGUUGACGCCUGGCAGAGAACCCGGCGACGUGGACCAUCGCGUCAUGCACAUGCUUUGGGAUUUACUCAACAAAACGUACUCCGACGACGACGAAUUAGUGAAAGAUGCCACGCUCAACUCUGCCAGCGCCUCUCGCCUUACCACCCGCGGCGUCGUCAAAAUCGACGUCUCCAACCCGUACGCCAUCUGGGCGAACACCACCGACUCGGGCGUCGUCGGCGUCGUCGACCACAUCGUCGCCGAAAAAGCCGCAACUUUCGUCACGUGCGCCGACCCGACCGCCGAGUGCGCGCAUUGCAUGAACGUAGAGAGCGAGUUUUUAGCGAGCGUGUUAACGAAACGGCUCUUGGACCGAACGCCGAAAGCCAGGAACACGCUUUUGAAGUGGAGUUAG